This is a messenger RNA of Amphiprion ocellaris (clown anemonefish), 4171 nucleotides long. RefSeq lists its product as uncharacterized. NCBI's taxonomy places the organism in Eukaryota, Metazoa, Chordata, Actinopteri, Pomacentridae. The record is from RefSeq and is a predicted model, not a curated record. Bases 236 to 2101 code for a protein of 621 amino acids. Gene Ontology annotation, molecular function: long-chain fatty acid transmembrane transporter activity; long-chain fatty acid-CoA ligase activity. The transcript is spliced from 10 exons.
GAUCCGGCCGCAUUUCCCUCCUCCCCCCACCGAGAAGAUUGACGACCUGCCUUGUUUUCUGCGUGCUUUGGUUUUUCUCUCUUGCUUGCAAUCAUCAGCCCCCCACUUUGGGCAAAUAUUUUCCAUGAACUUCACAUACUUUGGAGAAAACGCUCCGCCCCACUGAGCAAAGGUUUCUGAAAGGCCUUCACAUUUCUGCUCAAGCAGGUUUUUUUCCUUUAAAGGGGACAUCACGAUGGAGAUGCUUUUAAUUUCAAUCUUUUUAGCCACUAUCCUCGCAGUUCCAUUUGUCCUCAGAACUUUCUUCCCUUAUGUCUGGAUGGAUGUUUUGUAUUUCGGGGAUCUUGUGCGCAUUUUGGUGAGGUUCGUGGAGAGGAGAAGGAGGAGACCUUUGUUUUUUGUUUUGGACCGUUUCUUGGAGCAAACAGCUGCGCAUCCGGACAAGAACUUCAUCGUGUUUGAGAAUGAAAGACACACGUUCUCUGAGGCGGAUAGAAGGAGCAACCAGAUCGCCAACGCGCUGCAGAGCCACCCCGGGUAUGAGGCUGGGGACACCGUGGCUCUGUUCACGGGAAACGAACCCGCCUUCAUGUUCACCUGGCUGGCCUUGGCCAAGCUGGGCUCCCCGGUGGCUCUGCUCAACCACAACAUCCGCACCAAGUCUUUACUGCACUGCUUCAACUGCUCCAAGGCCACGGUGCUGAUAGCAUCCUCAGAGCUAAAGGAAGCAGUAGAGGAUGUGCUGCCCUCGCUGACGGAGCAGGGCGUCAUCGUCCUCCUGAUGACCAAACACUGCGACAAGCCUGGAAUCGAAGGUUUCUCUGAUAAAGUGGAGGAAGCCUCAGACGCUCCGCUGCCUCGAUCCCUCAGAUCCAACAUCACACCCAAAAGUCCCGCAGUUUAUAUCUACACUUCUGGAACUACAGGUCUCCCGAAGGCAGCUGUGAUCAACCAGAACCGCCUGCUGACAGCUCUGGUGGUUCUAUCUUCAAACGGUGUCACUUCGAAGGAUGUCAUCUUCGUCAACCUGCCUCUGUACCACACGGCUGGAUUUGUUAUUGGCUUCAUCGGCUCCAUUGAGACAGGAUCAACUAUAAUCCUGAAGAGGAAAUUUUCUGCCUCCCAGUUUUGGGAUGACUGCAGGAAAUACAACGUGACUGUUGUGCAGUACAUCGGAGAGGUGAUGCGUUACCUCUGCAGCACACCAAAGAGAGACAACGACAAGGAUCACAAAGUCAGACUGGCCAUCGGUAAUGGAAUCAGAGCAGAGAUAUGGAGAGAGUUUGUCAGUCGCUUCGGGAACAUUCAGAUUCGAGAGUUUUAUGCGUCCACUGAGGGAAACGUGGGAUUCAUCAACUACGCAGGGAAAGUUGGAGCCAUCGGACGGGUCAACUUUCUGCACCGUAAGUUGUUUCCCUACAUUCUUGUUAAGUACGACACAGAGCGAGACGAGCCGAUCAGAGAUGCUGAUGGACUCUGUGUGGAGGUCCCCAAAGGUGAGACGGGACUGCUGGUGUCAAAGAUCACAGACAUCGCUCCAUUUGUCGGCUACGCCCAGAACGAAGAGCAAACGGAGAGGAAAAGACUUCGCAAUGUGCUCAAGAAAGGAGACCUUUACUUCAACACCGGCGACCUCAUGAGGAUCGAUGACGAAAACUUUAUUUACUUUCAGGAUCGUGUAGGCGACACAUUCAGGUGGAAAGGCGAGAAUGUGGCAACAACUGAAGUGUCUGACAUCCUGACUAUCAGCGAGUGCCUCAAAGAGGCCAACAUUUACGGAGUCCAAGUGCCAGGCCAUGAGGGCCGGAUAGGGAUGGCAGCUGUCACUGUAAAGAGAGAGGCUCAGUUUGAUGGAAAGAAAAUAUAUAAUCAUGUGGUCAACUACCUGCCUUCAUAUGCACGACCUCGCUUUAUAAGACUACAGAAUGCUGUAGAAGUGACGGGAACUUUCAAGCAGAUGAAAGUGAAGCUAGUAGAGGAGAGUUUUGAUCCAGGACGUAUCCAGGACCCACUUUACAUCCUCGACGACAAAGAGAAGAGCUACGUACCGCUGACAGCUCAGGUCUACAGCUCCAUCAUGUCAGGAAACAUCAAACUAUGAACAGGCUCUAAGUGUUCACCAACAGUUCAGUCUGGCUUCUUUUAACCCUCUGAACCCCAAAAACCUGCCAGCAGGUUUGAAAGGCAUGUUAUCUCUAAAGAAUCACCAAAAUCACAGCAUUUAUCACUGUAAAGACAGGAAGAGUCGUAUUAUUUCCAGUGGUCUUUGUACUACUCACCCUUAAACUUAACCAAAUUUCAGCUUAAAUUUGUGAUAUUCCAUCAAAAUAAAUUUUAAAAUUGACAAAAAAAUAAACUGUUUGUGCUAAAGAGAUUCUGUAAACAGCAAAAAUUCCACCCUCCCUUUCACAGCUGUGAAGCAAUUUGUUUCUUAUCUGCAGCCAACGGUCACAUGACAAAAAUUCAGGGAGUUUUCAGCUGAACUGCAGUCACCUGGAUAAACUUAGUAAAACAUUUAACAUAUUUAUUCAAGGUAUUUAAAUGUUUUAAGUUUAAGGCAUUGUGACGUUGUUACACUGCAGAGAAGAUAGUUUUGAGUUCUCUCUGCUUCUAUCCAUGAUUGUGCUACUUUCACUGAGGUGCUCAACUUCAUAUUGCAGUGAAAAUGCAAAUAUAGUGGGUAAAAGUGUAACAGGAAUAAAAACAAAAAUGCCCUAAAACUUCUUGGGCUUCAGAGGGUUAAUAUUAAAUUUCCAGCUCAGGGACACAACAGUUUAUUUUUUAAAAGAUCAUGACAUAUAUUGUGUAGUACUUUUUGUUCAGGCAACAGUCAUUGGGCCAAAGUGCGUCCCAGCAGAGGAUGAGUUUAAUCACAGAAAGAAUAAAUUUACAUGUGAUUAUAUGAAUAGUACAUUUACUAGCAUGAUGAAUGCUGGUUGUACUUUGUUCAGUAUAAUAUCACUGGUUGGGAGGUGAUGGAGGUUUCUAAGAUGCUGACAGUCUUCAUGGAGGACAAACUAUCAGGCAAUUUCUUUGUUUCGAAGGUAGUAUUUCAUGUACUAAAAGAAUUAUUAGCUUUUAGGAGAGAUGUGUGUAGCAUGUGAUGGUUUAAAGCAGGGGUGUCAAACUCAUUUUAGUUCAGAUUCCACAAUCAUCCCAGUUGGAUCUCAAGUGGACCAGACCAGUAAAAUCACUGCAUAAUAACCUAUAAAUAACCACAACUCCUAAUGUUUCCAUUGUUUUAGUGCAAAAAAGUACAUUCUGAAAAUGUUAAUAUUUAAGGAAUUAUCUUUUUUACAAAACAUCAUGAACAACAUGAAAUUUUUAAAGAAAAAUAAGUGAAAUUUCAAGAACUUUCAGCCUCAGUUUAUCAUUUACACAUUAAAACUUCCAGUUCACAGAGUGUCUACAAAGGAACACGACAUUCAGUCACAGGUAUCUGGAACUGAACGAUCUGUUAUUUUACUUUGAGAUCAAAACAACCAAUGUCCGUCAAAAAAACAAGGCAAAACGUUCCAAAAAUGACACACAAAAUGGCAAAAAAUGAAACAAACGAGCUGAAACGAAAAAUAAAAGAGACAAAAAAAUUGUCAAAAAAGUUACAAAGUCACAAGAAAUGGGCAAGUGACAAAAAUGAGCCAAAAAAUGACACAAAAUGACUAAAGUCAUUGAAAACAAUGAAUUAAGCAAAACACAAAAUGACAAAAAUAAGACAAAAACCACAAGCGAGACAAAAAGGAAACACAAAACGACAAAAAUGUGAGACAAAUGGCAAAAGUCAGACAAAAAAAUACAAAAACCAACUAAAAACAAGACAAAAUAGUACAAAAAUGAGACACAAAACAACAAAAGAACACUGAGCAAUCUAGUAUUUUACUUUAUGAUCAAAACAACUUGUAAAGGUCUAGGAAUUGUUUUAAAUUUAUAGUUUUACAAAUUUACAAUCUGCAGUUAAUGUCUUCUCUGUAAUAUUUUUACACUUUGAGGGCCCGAUUGGACCCUCUGGAGAGCCGGUUUUGGUCCGCGGGCCGCAUGUUGGAUACCCCUGAUUUAAAGACAUAAAAUAUGUAGAAAAGAGCCUAAGAUGAGUUUUAUAUGAACAUAUGUGCCAGUAUCUGUAAAUAUAAAACACUUUCUUAAAAAUUAAAGUGAUCUGUCUGUAAAAGCAGAA